AUGAGUAAAUCCUUAUCAAUUGUCAAAGGCAGACUUUUAAAUUAUAUUCACCACACUGCGCAGUUUGGGGCCAAAGGAAUGUGGGGAAACCCUCCUACCGAAACUGGUGUUUCUCGUUUAUCGUUAAGUGAUUUAGACAAAGCAGUUAGAGAUUGGUUUAUUACUGAAACCAAGGCAUUAGGCUGUAAUAUAAAGGUCGAUCAAGUCGGCAAUAUUUUUACUAUUUACCCAGGUAAGAAUACCGGACACCCUACAGCUAUCGGAUCACAUUUGGACACUCAGCCAACGGGGGGCAGAUACGAUGGUGUAUUAGGGGUUCUCGCUGGAUUAGAAGUGUUAAAAAUUAUGAAAGAGAAUGCGUAUGUUCCAAAUUAUCCUAUUGCAGUGGUUAAUUGGACUAACGAAGAAGGUGCAAGAUUUCCAAAGUCAAUUAUGGGUUCUUCGCUUUGGGCAGGAAACGUAACAAAAGAGUCUGUGAUGGAUUUGCAAUCCGUCACAGAUCAAAAUCCAGUCACGGUUGCACAUGCUUUGAAAAACAUUGGUUAUAAUGGCGAAACUUGUGCUUCCUACAAAGCCAAUCCCCUUCAUGCUCAUUUUGAAUUACACAUUGAGCAAGGCCCUAUCUUGGAACAAGAAAACAAAAAAAUUGGCAUUGUAACCGGCGUCCAAGCCUAUGACUGGUACAAAGUAACAGUCGUAGGGAAUUCGUCUCACACGGGUACCACACCAUUAAAUGUAAGAUCAGAUGCUUUAUAUGCCGCAUCUCAAAUGAUAGCAAAGUGCAAUGAAGUUGGUUAUAAGCAUAGUGGAUUAGUUAGUGUUGGUAUUAUUAACGUUGAGCCUGCAGUAGUCAAUGUCAUUCCGAAUAAAGUGACUUUUAUUUAUGAUGCUAGACAUGUGUCGGAUCAUACAUUAUCUAAAAUGCAUGUAGAGUUGGAACUGGAAUUUAAUAAAAUUAUCAAUAGUGCCAGUGGCGAUUCAUUUUCAAAACCUUUGGGAUUGAAAAUGGAACAUUUAUUUAAUUCGAAGGCUGUUAAUUUCCACCAAAAUUGCAUUUCUUGUAUUAAAAAUGCAUCCAUUGACUUAUAUGGUAAUAAUAACGUUAAGGAAAUUGUGAGCGGCGCAGGCCAUGAUUCUUGUUCAACAAGUUCUAGGUGUCCAACAUCUAUGAUAUUCAUUCCAUCGCGCAAUGGUGUUAGUCAUAGUCCUGAAGAAUUUUCUAGUCCUGAGCUGAUCGAUAAUGGUCUCAACGUAUUAUUAAGGGCUGUAUUGAGGUACGACAAAUCUAGAGAAAAUUAG
Messenger RNA from Debaryomyces hansenii CBS767, 1299 nucleotides. Its product is annotated as M20 family metallo-hydrolase. The record is from RefSeq and is a predicted model, not a curated record. NCBI's taxonomy places the organism in Eukaryota, Fungi, Ascomycota, Pichiomycetes, Serinales, Debaryomycetaceae. Bases 1 to 1299 code for a protein of 432 amino acids. Gene Ontology annotation, molecular function: hydrolase activity, acting on carbon-nitrogen (but not peptide) bonds, in linear amidines. The transcript has a single exon.